AUGAUGUUAAAAUUGGGCAUGCUGGAUAAUUUUGUGGCUUUGAUUAUGAACUGUGUUAGUACUGCCUCGUUUGAUGUGCUUGUCGAUGGUCAACCGUCAAGGAAUUUUAAGUCUAGUCGGGGGCAUAGACAAGGUGAUCCCAUCUCCCCUUUCUUGUUUAUUUUGUGUGCGGAAGGUUUGUCAGCUUUGCUUAGAGAUGCAGAAAGCAGGAAACUCAUUCAUGGGGUAAAAAUUGGGAGAUAUGUAAAGCCUAUUUCUCACUUAUUUUUUGCGGAUGAUAGCUUGCUUUUUGUGAGAGCGACGGAGGAUGAAGUUGAUAGUGUGCUUGGGAUCCUUUCUACCUAUGAGGUGGCUUCGGUUCAGAAACUGAAUAUGGACAAAUCAGAGGUGUCAUUUAGCCGAAACAUUGAGCAAGAAUGGAAAAAUAUGCUUCAGAUGAAGUUCUCUUGUAAAGCUAUCGAAGGACAUGACAAAUAUCUUGGUUUACCAACCUACAUUGGUGGAUCCAAGAAACAAGUUUUUCAGAAUAUUCAGGAUCGGAUUUGGAAGAAACUAAAAGGGUGGAAGGAGAAGUUUCUAUCUCAAGCCGGGAAAGCAAUAUUGAUUAAAUCAAUUGUCCAAGCAAUCCCGACUUAUGCUAUGCAAUGCUUCCUGAUUCCGACAAGUAUCUUAGAGACGUUAUUGGAGGCUAAGAUUAGUCCGAAUUCGAGUUACACUUGGAGGUCUAUUUUGGGUGUUCGUGAGGUCCUUUUGAAAGGUGUAAGGAAGAAUGUAGGGGAUGGAGCUACUAGCAAUAUUUGGCAUGAUACUUGGGUCCCAAACCUCCCUGGUUUCACUGUUGCCUCAAGCCAAAAUGAUGAUGCUCAUGAGCUCACCUAUGUCCGUCAGUUAUGGGAUAAUAGGGAAUGGGAUUUAAAUGUCCUCAAUGCAAUUUUUUCCCAAACUGAGGACAGUCAAUACUCGGUGAGGAGCGCAUAUAAUUUAAUCACUGAUGAGCAAAGGCGUGAUAUGGCGGCUGAGUCAAAUAGUGGGUGUUUCUUUGACUGGAGAGUGAUUUGGAGUGCUGAAAUUCCCCAAAAAUUUAAAUUGUUUGCUUGGAGAGCUAUCAAGAAUGUUGUUGUUGCCCGUGGUAACCUUGCUUGUAGAGGUAUAGAGGUUGAUGUGCUUUGUCCUAUGUGUGGAGAAUGUAACGAGAGUACGCUGCAUAUGUUGGUUAAAUGUGAAGAUGCAAAGAUGAUUUGUGAAAGGCAUGGUUCCCUCUACGGCAUUUGGGACGCGAUUGUAAAUGAUAUCUUGCAGCUUGCUCAGCAAUGUCAGAGUUGCUCCUUUUCCUUUGUGAAGAGAGGUGGAAACAAAGUUGCACAUGCCCUUGCCAAACUAUGUAAUCAAUUUAUUGAUCUUAGAGUUUGGGUGGAGGAUUACCCAAAUGAUGUAACUGCACUUGUGUUGGCUGAUUUAAGCCAUAUUGUUUGA
This is a messenger RNA of Chenopodium quinoa (quinoa), 1473 nucleotides long. RefSeq lists its product as uncharacterized. NCBI's taxonomy places the organism in Eukaryota, Viridiplantae, Streptophyta, Magnoliopsida, Caryophyllales, Amaranthaceae. The record is from RefSeq and is a predicted model, not a curated record. Bases 1 to 1473 code for a protein of 490 amino acids. Gene Ontology annotation, molecular function: RNA-DNA hybrid ribonuclease activity; nucleic acid binding. The transcript is spliced from 4 exons.